AUGCCCCCUGUGCCACCUCUGCCUGCGUUGCAGAGGCAAUGGACAUUGCCGGAGCAGGAGCGCAAGGCGCUCGUGUCUCCAGUCGAGGCGACGCCUUCUGCAUCGUCUACGCCCAGCUCGCCCACCAAGAUCGCUGGUCCUUCUUCGUCCUCCUCAUCAUCUACCAAGCCAUCUCGACCAGCCCCUCGCCAAGUAGCAAGCUGCCCUCAGGCGCCCACGCAGGCCUUCCCCUCUCGCGAGCAGGAAGACCAACAACGCUUCGCAACUCACCCCUACCUCGCGCAGCUGGCCGCCGACUCAUUGCGUGGCCAUGGUCGAGUACGCUCUCACUUCAGCAUCCCCGAUGUCAUGGUCACCGCCGCCGAGGAGGAUGGCGAGGAGACUUACUUCGAGGUUCGCCUCGAAGAGGACAAGCGUCGCACACAGCUUUUCAACCACUCGGAGCCAGUCACGAUCGACAUGAGGGACAUGGUAAAUGUACCAGUCUCGCCGCCUAUGGACAGUGCCGCUACGCUGGAGCCAUUGGACGAAGGAGCAAUGACUCCUACAGCACCGAAGCGGACUCGCAAGUCGUCGCUGCCGCUCAUCUUCGGCCGCUCCUCAACGCCCAAGCCAUCGAAGCAGCAGCAGCAGCAGCAGCAGCGCGACGCCGUUGCAUCAGAAGAGGACGAGCCCCGUCGCUCGCGAUCCCCAUACCAACAACCAGCCUUCUCCUCCUCCGGCUCCCUCCCCUCAGCCGCAGCCUCUUCGCGGGACUCACUGCCGUCCAGCUCCAGCACCCCACGCACUCCUCCCUCGGACUUCCCCCCAUCGCGCCUGUACCGUCCCUGA
Messenger RNA from Jaminaea rosea, 831 nucleotides. RefSeq lists its product as hypothetical. The transcript has 2 exons. Bases 1 to 831 code for a protein of 276 amino acids. The record is from RefSeq and is a predicted model, not a curated record. NCBI's taxonomy places the organism in Eukaryota, Fungi, Basidiomycota, Exobasidiomycetes, Microstromatales.